Molecule: messenger RNA, 921 nt
Organism: Lathyrus sativus (Indian pea)
Lineage: Eukaryota; Viridiplantae; Streptophyta; Magnoliopsida; Fabales; Fabaceae
Source: the annotation of a GenBank genome assembly
AUGUCGAGUGGUUUUGGAGGAACAAUGAGAUCAGCGACUGCACCGAAUUCAUCAUGUUCUUCGGGGAACCGUUUCAAUAACGAUGUCUGUAAUUUUGAAUGUAACAUUUGUUUGGAUUUGGCUCAGGAGCCAGUGAUCACACUUUGUGGUCAUUUAUUCUGUUGGCCAUGUCUUUACAGGUGGUUACAACAUCGUUCUCAUCCUCAAGGAUGUCCCGUUUGCAAAGGCGUUGUUGAUGAAGAGAAAUUGGUUCCUCUUUAUGGUAAAGGAAGAUCGGCAACUGAACCAAGAAUAGAGAUUCCUCCUCGUCCUUCGGACAUUCACACGUUGUUUGCGCGUUUAGAGCAAAUGCGUUUGUCUUGUGAGGCUACAGAGCAGCGUUUCAAGGAGUAUCGUGAGUCUACAGAGCAGCGUUUCAAGGAGUAUCGUGAGUCUACGGAGCAGCGUUUCGAGGAGUAUCGUGAGUCUACAGGAGAGCGUUUCAAGGCGUAUGUUGAUCAGCGUAUUGAGGAGUUUUGUGUGGCUCAAGAGCGGCGUUUCGCGCUACUUCAGGAGCCUCAACAGCGGCGUUUCGACCGGCUUGAGUGUCGUAUCAAAGAGUGUUGUAUGGAUGCAGAAUAUCAUAUCAAAAAGUGUCGCGCGGAUGCGGAACUGCAUGUCAAUGAGUGUCGCGCAGAGGCAGAGCAGCGUAUCAGGGAGUGUCGUGCGGAUGAAAAACAGCGUAUCAAGAAGCUCCGUGCGGAUGCGGAGCAGCGAAUCAAGAAGCUUCGUGCAGAUGCAGAGCGGCGGAUCAAGGAGUUACGCGCGGUGUGUCGUGCGGAGGCUGAACAGCGUAUCAAGGAGUAUCGUGCGGAGGCAGAGCAGCACGUCAUGGAGCGUCGUGCGGAGACAGAGCAGCUAUUCCAGAUUAUCAACAAUUAG